This is a messenger RNA of Salvelinus namaycush (lake trout), 2927 nucleotides long. RefSeq names its product interferon regulatory factor 6-like. Gene Ontology annotation, molecular function: DNA-binding transcription factor activity, RNA polymerase II-specific; RNA polymerase II cis-regulatory region sequence-specific DNA binding; protein binding. The coding region runs from base 265 to 1713 and encodes 482 amino acids. The transcript is spliced from 8 exons. NCBI's taxonomy places the organism in Eukaryota, Metazoa, Chordata, Actinopteri, Salmoniformes, Salmonidae. The record is from RefSeq and is a predicted model, not a curated record. Gene Ontology annotation, cellular component: nucleus. Gene Ontology annotation, biological process: immune system process; regulation of transcription by RNA polymerase II.
CUCUACCUGAGUUUCGGGAAGGGAGUCGAAAAGGGGUGGCCUGAACUGAUGGGACAAGAUUAUCAGAAUUGUUCUCGCAUGAUAAGAAGUAUACGUGAGUCAUACAGUCUACUUUUACCUGGGUUGCUAAGGACAUACAAAUUCCAACGUUUUGGAGAAUAAUAUUUCCCUGAAAUUGAUUGAGGUUCUACUUUCUCCCGGAUAGAAAGUAGCCUACUUCCUGGUCACAUUCAACUGCAGUGGCCCCCUCCCCAGACUGUAAGCAUGGCGGUGACCCCGCGGCGUGUUCGGCUCAAGCCCUGGCUAGUGGCCCAGGUGGACAGUGGGCUCUACCCAGGUCUGGUGUGGAUCGAUCGGGACAACAAGCGCUUCAGGGUUCCCUGGAAACACGCUACGCGUCACACCCCCCAGCAUGAGGAAGAGAACACCAUCUUUAAGGCCUGGGCAGUGGAGACGGGAAAGUUCCAGGAGGGUAUUGAUGACCCUGACCCUGCCAAGUGGAAAGCCCAGCUCCGCUGUGCCCUCAACAAGAGCAGAGAGUUCAACCUUGUCUACGAUGGCACCAAAGAAGUCCCCAUGAACCCCCUGAAGAUCUACGAUGUCUGUGACAUCCCACAGCCCCUCAGUAACCCAGGAUCCUCAGACUCUGGGUCCUGGACGCCGAAUGACUGUGAUGAAGAUGAACCAGAUACUCCAGAGCCCCUUCCUCCUUAUCCAACAUCCAAUGGCACCAGCCCCACUCUAAUGUGGUCUCCUCCGGGGUCAGUAUCGCCCCUCCACCCCCCAUCAGUUAAAGUGUGGCCCAAAGAGGAGGUUAAGCUGUGGCCAAAAGAGGAGCCUUUGGAUGUGGAGAUGCAGCCCUCCCCUGAGGAGAUGGCGCCCCCUCCUCCACUUGACAUGCCUUCCCCUCACAUGCCUGACAUGAUGUUCGCCUCACCAGAGAUGUGGAUCAGCUCCUUGCCCAUGACAGACCUGGAGGUGCAGUUCCAGUACCGGGGUAAGGAGGUGUGUCCAGCCAUGACCGUCAGUAAUCCCCAGGGCUGCAGGCUGUUUUACGGGGACCUGGGCCCCAUGGUCAACCAGGAGGAGCUGUUUGGCCCUAUCAGCCUGGAGCAGCUGAGGUUCCCCUCUACCGAGCACAUCGCCAACGACAAGCAGAGGGUCUUCACCAACCGCCUGCUGGACGUCAUGGACCGAGGCCUCAUCCUGGAGGUCAGUGGCCAUGACAUCUAUGCCGUCCGCCUCUGCCAGUGCAAGGUGUACUGGUCAGGCCCCUGUGCACCCAACCCCAAUGCACCCAACCUCAUAGAGAGGCAGAGGAAGGUUAAGCUGUUCUGUCUGGAGUCGUUUCUCAGCGGUGUAAUAGCCCAUCAGAGGGGCCAGUCGGCCAGUCUUCCUCAGUUCGACAUCAACCUGUGCUUUGGAGAGGAGUGGCCUGACAGCAGACCCAGGGAGAGGAAGCUUAUCAUGGUGCAGAUCAUCCCUGUGGUAGCACGUAUGAUCACUGAGAUGUUCUCAGGUGACUGCAUGCGCUCCUUCGACAGCGGCAGCGUGCGCCUGCAGAUCUCCAUCCCGGACAUCAAGGACAACAUCGUUACCCACCUGAAGCAGCUGUACCGCCUGCUGCAGACCCACCAGGGCCAGGAGGGCUGGCCUCAGGCUCUGCCCCUGGGGGCUGGCACGAGCCUGCCCCAGGCCCUGCACGCCCAGUGAAGCUACCCAGUCCACCAUGGCCCUACCAGGCCAGUCAGUCUCAUACACAGCUCUGUCUGGACACUGUCUCCUUACUGCUGCCUCUACUGCUGGGUCAUGUGGGGACCUGUAGUCAGCAAGCUAGUACUUAUGUUUUAUAGAGGCGUGUUAAUCCGAAGGAAAAGGGAGAGGGAUUGCUUCAAUUGAGCCUUUUUCUGUUCUUUUGCUAUUAUGUUCUCUGAGAGGAGCCAUGUAUAUAUUGUGGUAAAUGCUGCUAACUACUACUGUGGCAGGCAGUAAAACAUGGUGUGAUAGUGUCUGUCUGCAGUUGUAAAGCCCUGUGGCCUCAAUAUGGACAGAACUAGAGGAGCAUUGGAUGGCAUUAUGAGCAAAAGUCCUGUCAGCUGCAAGGCAACAUUGAACAUAGUCAAUGAGUUACAGGCAUAACCCUUGACCCCAUGUUACACAAUACCAGUCAGUGAUCAAGCUGUGUCCUGGUCCUUGUUGUUCAUGUCAUUUUGUCUACUACCUUUUUUUAACCCAUGAAGAAUAUGUUUGAGUGCUACAGCUAGAUAUUUAUAUAUAUUUUUUCUUUUGGAGAAACAACAUGCAAGUGGUUAAUCCAUUAUGUGAACUUUUAUGAUACACACUUUAAUAGUUAUCUUUCCUUUUUAUUGGUUAUUAUACAUUUGUAUCUCAUCAUGACUGCUGAGAUCCAUUCUAACUGUUCCUGCAAGAUAUGUGAACAGUAUCCUAUACCCUUUACUUGUUUGUUUAUGCUAAUACUAAGAUCAGGUAAAGGUAGAUGAUUCGGUGAACCAAAUGGAUUGUUUAUUUUCUGAUAGACCUUAUCACCAUAUAUAGCCUCCAUUUAUAAUUUUAUGGCAUUUAAACCAUUUGUUUUGGUCCAUGAAAUUAGUAUAAGUGGUGUCGCUGCACUUUUGGGAGUAAAUGGAGCUUAAUGCUUAGAUAGGAUUUCAUUUUUCAAUAUUUUUUUUUGUUCUAAUGAUUUGUAUUUAAUUUUUUAUUUAAAAAAAAAAUGCCCAUAACUAGGCAAGUGAUCUUUUUAUUUUAUUUUUAAAAAAUUAUGAAGCGAAUCAGCAAUGAAAUAUAUUCAGUAAUGAAAAAGGGUUUAAUUCAAAUUGACAAAAAGUUAUACCUGCAAGUGUUUUAUUCACUGGUAUUUUAUGUCAGUUUUACUGUCUAGUUAUAAAUGUGGUUGUGUGUCAACUAUA